AUGAACGGAUCGUCAUUGCCGUCGGCUUUCGUAACACGCCGCAAGGAAUGUAAAGAACCCAAGCUUCUUUUCGAAUCGUAUGGCGUCAAAGUAAGAAUUUCUGAAGAUUUUUAUUGGAAUAAAUGUUUUUGAAGGCUCUUUGUGGCAUCAUCACAGUCGCUUACUUACUUUCUUUCGUCUUUAUCGACAGUUAUGUUUUGAGAAUGGUAAAAUUGCCAUCACUCAUAUAAAAAAAUUUGGUAUAAUUAUUUUCAGGUGACGACUAAGCCUAAAGAAGCCGAACUUUGCUUGUGGCUGCUGUUAUGCGGUGUGGCGGUCGUUCUUCUCGCUCAGCUUGGCCUGCGUCGAAAUAAUCCCUUCAUGCUUUUGCCUCUUUUCAUGGCUCAGGUUUUUUUUUUUGCAAAAUUUCGAAACAACUCCAAGUGUUUUCAGAUUUUGGUGAUCAGUACCUAUGGUUUUGCCGCCUUGCACGCACUUUACAAAGUCUCAGAGAAAAUCGAAGUUUUCUCAGAGAAUCAGAUUAGUAAGUGAAUCUUUAGGGUAACUCUAUUUUGUUUUUUUUUUCCUCUGAACUUUUCAGUUUCGCUUUAGAAAAUUGGAUAAAGUGUUUUCACAUACUCUUGCUUGAAUUCUUGAAAACGGAGAAAGUUUGCAAGACUCUGAGAAUGAAACUGACAAGGUUCAUCAUAUAAUCAUGGAAAAAUUGAUAAAAGUCUUCUAACAGGACCAAUGGGCAGUUUCUGCUUUUCAGUUCAUCUAGCGGCCAUGCUGAUUUUCGCUUGGGUGGUUUUCGCCUUGCAGCUUUACGGUUUGUACGUCGUGUUUCAAUGUUUGCGCUUUCUUCAUCAGUAUAAAGUUUGUCAAUGACAGCGGAGAUUUCACGGAAAUCCACAAAUCGUUCAGAAAACUCUCGAGUACAACGCCCGACAGGACUUGAUCGACGAAGUGAUGCGCGAUAUGGGCGACGACAUCGUUAUCUUUGACAAGUUAGCUCGCUUAACGUUAUUUCUAAACUUAUAAGCUUUUCAGAACGGAUUCUCUGCGAGGUACCAGCAGAAAGUCGUCCAAACAAGUCAAAUUCAGCGAGUCAUUUCCUAAAAUUCUAAACUUCUGA
This is a messenger RNA of Caenorhabditis auriculariae, 1114 nucleotides long. Lineage: Eukaryota; Metazoa; Nematoda; Chromadorea; Rhabditida; Rhabditidae. The record is from the annotation of a GenBank genome assembly.